AUGGAAGUUCGAUGUCAAAUGCCAAACAGUUUGCAUUUAAACGGCAAAUUAUUCAGCAACUAUAAGCAUCACACGACAUUCAAAGGCUUGAUUGGUAUAAGUCCUGGAGGGGCAGUGACCUUCAUUAGCCAAUUGUACACUGGCAGCAUAUCGGACAGAGAAAUCGUCAUUCGAAGUGGAUUUCUUAAACUCCCUUUCCAAAAUGACGAUUCCGUUAUGGCAGACAAAGGAUUCAAAAUCGAGGAUGUUUUACCCAUCGGUGUAUUACUGAAUAUUCCACCGUUUCUUGGGCAGUCCAGUCAAAUGUCCACUAAGGAUAACGAGCCAUUAACAAAAUAA
Molecule: messenger RNA, 339 nt
Organism: Paramuricea clavata
Lineage: Eukaryota; Metazoa; Cnidaria; Anthozoa; Malacalcyonacea; Plexauridae
Source: the annotation of a GenBank genome assembly